AUGGCAAACAUCUCACUGACAGUCACUGAAGUGGAUGUUUUACUGUCAGAUCCACCAGAGCCAAAGACCAGAGCUGGAUUCUUAAAAUAUUCAUGUGAAAUCACACUGGAUCCAAACACAGCAAACACAUAUCUGUUAUUAUCAGAGGGGAACAGAAAAGCAACAGCGAUGGAAAACCAACAGUCUUAUUCUGAUCAUCCAGACAGAUUCACCUACUGGUGGCAGGUCCUGUGUAAAGAGAGUCUGACUGGUCGUUGUUACUGGGAGGUGGAGUGGAGCGGGGAAGAAGUUUAUGUAGCAGUCGCAUACAAGAAUAUCAGCAGAGCAGGGAGUGAAUCUAAAUUUGGACGUAAUGACAAAUCUUGGUCAUUAGAGUGUAACAACAACAGUUAUACAUUUUGGUACAACAACAUCCAAACUCGUGUCUCAGGUCCUCAUUCCUCCAGAGUAGGAGUGUACCUGGAUCACAGAGCAGGUAUUUUGUCCUUCUACAGCGUCUCUGAAACCAUGACUCUCCUCCACAGAGUCCAGACCACAUUCACUCAGCCGCUCUAUGCUGGACUUUGGCUUUGGCGAAUUGAAGACACUGCUGAGUUGAUUAAAGUGAAAUAGACUGAAGUCUUUCAUAUUGUGGGUUUAAAUCUGUAUUUUAGUUUCAUUUUAUUUUCUCUCCAUCAUUUCUGCACAGAGAUCAGCUGUCAGUCAAACAUUAUGGGUGGUACCUCCACAUCUUCUAGUUGUUCUCUUGAUGUUUCUGAGUUUUUAAAGGAGAUCUUUCCUGUGACUGUUUAUGGAGGCUAUCACUGCUCAUCAUCAUUUUGAUUUACUAAAAUAUUUCUCCAC
Oreochromis aureus is the source of this 843-nucleotide messenger RNA. RefSeq names its product tripartite motif-containing protein 16-like protein. Gene Ontology annotation, molecular function: protein binding. The transcript has 2 exons. Lineage: Eukaryota; Metazoa; Chordata; Actinopteri; Cichliformes; Cichlidae. The record is from RefSeq and is a predicted model, not a curated record. Bases 1 to 612 code for a protein of 203 amino acids.